This is a messenger RNA of Sorex araneus (European shrew), 2874 nucleotides long. It is a transcript of the gene GLOD4, whose product is annotated as glyoxalase domain containing 4. The record is from RefSeq and is a predicted model, not a curated record. The transcript has 9 exons. NCBI's taxonomy places the organism in Eukaryota, Metazoa, Chordata, Mammalia, Eulipotyphla, Soricidae. The coding region runs from base 39 to 935 and encodes 298 amino acids.
UGUGGGUGGUGCGGGCUGGUGCUGCGGGCUCGCGCGUCAUGGCUGCUCGCAGGGCUCUGCACUUCGUGUUCAAAGUGGGAAACCGCUUCCAGACGGCGCGCUUCUACCGUGAUGUGCUGGGCAUGAAGAUUCUGCGGCAUGAGGAGUUUGAAGAAGGCUGCAAAGCUGCCUGUAACGGACCUUAUGAUGGCAAGUGGAGUAAAACAAUGGUGGGGUUUGGACCUGAAGAUGACCAUUUCGUUGCAGAACUGACUUACAAUUAUGGCAUUGGCGACUACAAGCUGGGCAAUGACUUCCUGGGUAUGACACUCAUGUCUAGCCAAGCUGUCAGCAAUGCCAGAAAGCUGCAGUGGCCCCUCGUUGAAGUGACAGACGGCGUGUUUGAGACGGAGGCCCCCGGCGGAUAUAAGUUCUAUCUGCAGAACCAGAGUUCAGCACGGUCAGAUCCUGUAUUAAAAGUAACCUUAGCAGUUUCUGAUCUUCAGAGAUCCUUGAAUUACUGGUCUAAUCUCCUAGGAAUGAAAGUUUAUGAAAAAGAUGAAGAAAAGCAAAGGGCUUUACUGGGAUAUGCUGAUAAUCAGUGUAAGCUGGAGCUCCAGGGCAUCCAGGGUACCGUGGAUCAUGCAGCAGCUUUCGGGAGGAUCGCUUUUUCUUGCCCUCAGAAAGAGUUGCCAGACUUAGAAGCCUUGAUGAAAAGGGAGAACCAGAAGAUCCUGACUCCCCUGGUGAGUCUGGAUACCCCAGGGAAAGCAACAGUACAAGUGGUCAUCCUGGCCGACCCCGAUGGACAUGAAAUUUGCUUUGUGGGGGAUGAAGCCUUUCGAGAACUCUCUAAGAUGGAUCCAGAGGGAAGCAAAUUAUUGGAUGAGGCAAUGGCAGCAGAUAAAAGUGAUGAAUGGUUUGCUAAACAUAAUAAGCCAAAGGCUUCCGGUUAACAGAAGACCUCCGAAUGGGACGAGCGUUUGUGAUUCUUGUGUAAUGCUCACGUGGGCCUGUGGAACCCUACACUAUAAAUACCUCCACAUCAUAUAGGUUGUUCCCUAUAAAGGCAAUGAGGCAGGGGUGGCAAAGUAUCAUGUAGUUCAUCUCUGAAGACUAUGUUUAGAAGUAAAUCCUUCAGGGUGUUGGAACAUUGUAUGAUCAAAACUGAAUCAUGUACAACUUUGUAACUAUAUCUCGCAGUGUUUAAAUUAAAAUAUAUAUAUAUAUAAAUAGAAGUAAUUUCUUCAGAAGCAUUCCAAGGAGAAGGCUUACUCUAAUCUUCACUGUCAGUUGAAUCACACAUUGUAACUGUAUUAAAUUAUUGAUUUUCCAGUCUUCUAUAUGUUCCAUCUGGGAUAGCCAUGCAGUGCACUAUCUUUGAAUACUCAGGGGUUUUCCUAUGAUUAUGGAUUUUCUUAAAUAAAUGCAAAUUUCCUAAAACAUAUUUCUAGUACCUGAUAGUAAUAAUAUGCAGUUCUUAUAUCUUACUCCUAACUCUGAUAUGCCUUGGUAUUCUUAGUUUUUUGGAAGAAAUUUUGUUCCUUGAACCGAAAGAUUAGGUUACCACAUUUCAAACAUUACAGUUUUGAGUAGCCAAAAGAAAACAGAUGGAUCUGGGGCUGGAGCAAUAACACAGCGGGUAGAGCGUUUGCCUUGCACGUGGUCGACCCGGGUUCGAUUCCCAGCAUCCCAUAUGGUUCUCUGAGCACUGCCAGGGGUGAUUCUUGAGUGCAUGAGCCAGGAGUAACCCCUGUGCAUUGCCAGGUGUGACCCAAAAAGAAAAAAGAAAACAGAUGGAUCUAAUGGAUUAUGUUCCUGCCAACCUGACUCUGUGCUUACAUAUAUAAUUUUGUUUUAAUCCUCCAAAGAAUAUGCUGUAUAUAUUUUUAAAGAGACUAAAGGGCUAUAGAGUUAGUAUAAUGAGCAGAGCAUUUGUCUUUCAUAUGGCCCAGUACCACAUAUGGUCCCCUGAGCAUCAACAGGAGUGAUUCCUGAAUACAGAUCCUGGAAUAAGCCCUGUGCACCUCCAGGUAUGACCCUCAAGAAUCAGACAAAAAGAUGUUUUCUUCUGAAAAAAAAAAUUAGUUUGUUAUAGUUUUCUAUUUGGUUCUGUUAGUAAAUCGCUGGAAACAACUAUCUUGGGCAUAUUAUUAAAUAUUUUUCAAAAGUAUGCCUGUGAAAUAAAGCAUUAUACCAGUCUGUAAGAAAAAAUUCUCUAACUUGGAAAAGCAGUCACAAGUUUCAGAGCAAGUUACUUAUCGAGAAAUGUUCCUCUUCUAGGUAAUGGGUUCACCGUUUUUAUUGUGUAGGGAAAUUAAUCAGUUUGCUCGAGCGGGCACCGGUAACAUCUUCAUUGUGAGACUUGUUACUGUUUUUGGCAUAUCAAAUAUUCCUCGGUAGCUUGCCGGGCUUGGAUGAAUUUUGAAAAAUCAGACUUAUGUCUCAACUAUUGUUUUAUUAAUUCUUGAUGUUUCUAGUAAAACUGCUUUGAAAAGAUGGCUUUUGCUAGUGUAUAAGGCUGUUCUACUGUGUAGUUUUCUAAGCUUGAUGAUUUAUGUUGCUACUAAAUACAUUUCUCUUUAUCUGCUUAUCUAAUGUAUACAGCUCUGCUGAGUUCAAUUCCCAGCUCUGCAAAUAAUAUUAAAUAUAGCUGUGUAUGGUAGAAGUUAAUGCUGUUUAUCCACCUGGCACAUUUUGACUUUAUAAUGCCCAACCCUCUUGUUAUCUCAUUGCCUAUCAUUUUUCCUUUGUUGAAAUACUGAUUCACCCUUUAGACCCUUUUGUUUAUAAUUUUAACCUUGUACUUGUGAAAUGCCGUUUUGCCCAAGCUGAUGUUUGUAAAUGAAGUUGGGAAAGCUCUUUAGUUUCUCUAAAACUUUAUUUCCGGAGUAU